CCUUAAGCAACUUCACGCCUCUUCCCGCCAAUAUGCCGUCCAGAGAAGAAAUCCACUACUUCGGAGCAGGACCUGCCCCACUGCCAACACCCGUUCUCGAAGAAGCCUCCCGCGUGCUACUCAACUACAAAAACACGGGAAUCGGCAUCACUGAAAUCUCCCACCGCAGUGCCGAUGCCAAUGAAGUCCUCGCGACCGCCCAACAAGCUCUCCGAGAACUCUUGGACAUUCCCGAAUCCGACGGGCCAGAAGGCUACCAGAUUCUCUUCCUCCAAGGCGGCGGAAGUGGAGAAUUCAGCGCCGUAGUCUCCAACCUCGUCAGCGUAUGGGUCGCCAAGCAACUCAAGGCUGUCAAUGGCGACGAGGAGAAGUUGAAGCAGAUUGUCCAAAGUCAGCUGAAGCUGGACUACUUCGUCACCGGAUCCUGGUCGCUGAAAGCCUCCCAAGAAGCUGCUCGACUCGUGGGAGGCGAAUAUGUGAACAUCGUGACAGAUGCACGGAAAUCUCGCGAGGGUAAAUUUGGUGUCAUUCCUGAUUCAUCCACUUGGACUGCCUCCUCUUCCUCCGAACCAGCCUUGACGUACUACUGCGACAACGAAACUGUCGAUGGAGUUGAAUUCCAAUCCACGCCAACUGGAACUAACCUCGUUGCUGAUCUGAGCAGUAACUUCCUGUCACGCCCAGUCGACGUACGAAAACACGCAGUCAUCUUUGGCGGAGCACAGAAGAACAUUGGAACCACCGGUGUGACCAUCGCAAUCGUCUCCAAUGCGUUCUUACCCCCUCACGCAGAAUACGCCAAACCGGAACUGCUUCGCAAGCUGGGUUUACCCAUUGGACCCAUUGUCUUUGACUAUCCCACCAUUGCGAAAAACAACAGUCUAUACAACACCUUACCAAUCUUCGACGUCUGGAUCGCAGGACAGGUCAUGCAACGAUUACUGCAACUUCAUCCCCAAUCCGAACAAGACGGCCAACAACAACAACGUAUUGCAGGCCAAGCCCAGGAAAGCAACCAGAAAGCCCAACUCCUAUACCACACGCUCGACAGCAACGAGAAAGUCUAUCAGGUCGUACCCGACAAGAGUGUCCGCAGCAGAAUGAACCUCUGUUUCCGCGUCAAAGGGGGCGAUGCAGAUGCCGAAAAGGCGUUUUUGAAAGGUGCAGAGAACAGAGGUCUGCUGGGUUUGAAAGGCCAUCGCAGCGUGGGUGGAAUUCGCAUCAGUAAUUAUAAUGCUGUGCCGGUGUCUGCGGCGGAGAAGUUGGCCAAGUAUUUGCAGGAUUUUGCACAGGAGAAUUCGUAGAAGUCAAGAGAGGAGGAAAUACAAAAAGCAUCGUGAUUUGUGAUUAGCGUGGAGUUUCCUGGCAGAAAAACAUCAGAAGGGGCAUGAGGUGUGGUGGGGAAUCAUGAGGGAAUUAAGAAAAGAAAAAGGCAUUGAGAAAGCUCUGGGUGAAGGGCGUAUCUUCCUAUGAUUUGAAUGCAUGAUUGAAGUCCUGUAUUGUUUCAACUACAAUAUCCACGACUUCAAAACCUUUACAGUCCACUUUGAAAUUACACGAAUUCUUU
Messenger RNA from Sphaerulina musiva SO2202, 1567 nucleotides. RefSeq names its product phosphoserine aminotransferase. The record is from RefSeq and is a predicted model, not a curated record. Lineage: Eukaryota; Fungi; Ascomycota; Dothideomycetes; Mycosphaerellales; Mycosphaerellaceae. Gene Ontology annotation, molecular function: pyridoxal phosphate binding; O-phospho-L-serine:2-oxoglutarate transaminase activity. Gene Ontology annotation, biological process: L-serine biosynthetic process. The transcript has a single exon. Gene Ontology annotation, cellular component: cytoplasm. Bases 33 to 1304 code for a protein of 423 amino acids.